Messenger RNA from Ilex paraguariensis (yerba mate), 718 nucleotides. The record is from the annotation of a GenBank genome assembly. Lineage: Eukaryota; Viridiplantae; Streptophyta; Magnoliopsida; Aquifoliales; Aquifoliaceae.
CCCUUAACAAAGUAUGAUUCCAUUUUCACAAACUAAAAUACGAUUGAUUGAAGCAGGUAACAAAGGGGAUGAAGUAGCAGCAGCUUUAUACGGUCUUGAGGAGUUGCAUUUUUUGUUCAGACAGAAUAACCACAGUAAAGCAGCCUGCCACUUGCAGGGUUUGCUCACUCUCUGUGGGAUGCACGAUUCAGAAGCCAAGCCAGUCUUGCUGUGCUCUUGCAAUGACAACUCUAUCCACGCCUAUGACUUGCCGUCUUUUUCUGAGAGGGGAAAGAUAUUUUCAAAACAGGAGGUCCGAUCCAUUCAGCUAGGCCCAGGUGGUCUAUUUUUCACUGGCGAUGGCACCGGUGAAGUGAGAGUUUGGAAGUGGUUGACCCAACCUGCGACAAUUUGAUGAGUGGCAAUAUUUAAAUUCAGAAUAAUGUAAUUUUUUUUCCUUUCGUUUUUAUUCAUUGUUUCUUCUUGAAACAAGAUUAUGAAACAUAACAGAAUGUGAGAGAAUGCCAGUUUUGACUUCCUAGUGGUGGCUACCUAGUUGCAUUAGAACAGUUGUCGCCUCCUUACUGUGUACCAUAAAUUGUAGAGAAGUAUUCAGGGCUUUGCCCAACCAUCUGUAUCAGCCAAGAGUUUCCUCACUGAAGGUUUGUAUGCCAUGCAUUUAGCUAUGGCUUUACUCUUUUAUUUUUCGGGUUCAUACAAAGAUAUGUAAUGUUUCAUC